GGUCUCCAAGAAACUCUGCCGAAGAACCGAUUGCUCGAUUAUAACACUAUUUUGUCUCAGACAGCUCUCGAUAGCCUCUUAGCCGAUAAGCUGGUUCACCUCCCAUACCUGUUCUCUGCCCUCCGUCUCGCUUUUUCGUCCCCUUGUCCACUAAGCAGCUAUCCCAGAGCUCGUCUCUCUCAAUCGCCUCUCCACCUAUCUCGAUAACCCAGAACGACCAUCAUGUCAAAAUCAAGAAGCCCUCUCCUCAUCAGAUUUCUCUCAGACUUCACCCUCGGCUUCUCAGAUGGCUUAACAGUGCCCUUCGCCCUCACCGCGGGCCUCAGCUCCCUUGGUCGCACCGACACCGUCAUCUACGCCGGCCUGGCGGAACUCUGCGCGGGAAGUAUCAGCAUGGGCAUUGGUGGCUACCUUUCUGCGAAAGACGAGUUGCCCUCGGAGCAGGCCAAAGAUCAGGAUGGCGACGAGGAAGAGCUUAAGGGCAUGCUGCGUCACGAUGCUGGGAGUGACGCCUUGGAUGAGAAGAAUAAGGAUGCCCAAGAAGCACUUGUGAGACGGCACUUGGAGCCUCUCGCUCUGCCAAGCUGGAUGGUUGCGGAUAUCAUGUCGACUGUCAAAGAGCGCCAGGGCUUAUACGAUGCAGCCCGCCAGCUACAGUUCGCACGAUCUGAACUCUCUGUCGGUGAAAACUCGUAUAACAGUGGACAGCUGCCUAUUUCGCCAAUCGUUUCCGGUAUCUCCAUCUCUCUAGGCUACAUCAUUGGCGGUGCCAUUCCUCUGCUUCCGUACUUUUUCGCUGCGACGGUCGGCCUUGGUCUUCGAUGGAGUAUCGCGGCGUGCCUGGUGGCUCUGAUGUCUUUUGGCGCAGGCAAGAGCUGGCUGCUGCGAAGCGGAGGCGCGUCUUCCAGUUGGAUGCGCUGCCUGUGGGAAGGAUUACAGAUGAUGAUUCUAGGUACCGUGGCUGCGAUAGCAUCGGUAUUGUGCGUAUCGCUGCUGGGAGGGGGUGACAACGAGAUGAAGAGCUGAAAACUUCAAGAGAAGUUUUUUUUUUUUUUUUUCCUAUUCCUAGAAGUAAGGGAAGUGACAUGAAUAAUUAUUUAAUUAUGGGAACUAUUGGCGUUGGGACUUGGGCGGCAACACACAUUCCAGCGCAGGCUAUGUACUACUUGUUCAAAGCUUGCAAGUAUUGAAUCAUUCUGGGUUACAUGGUUUUGGCCAGGAGGCAUAUUUUCCAAGAAUGGCUUUGCCUGACUAUGAGAAUAAUAAAAAAUCAUAAUGUUAUAACAAUCAAG
Messenger RNA from Trichoderma asperellum CBS 433.97, 1292 nucleotides. RefSeq lists its product as uncharacterized. Gene Ontology annotation, molecular function: manganese ion transmembrane transporter activity; iron ion transmembrane transporter activity. Gene Ontology annotation, cellular component: fungal-type vacuole membrane. Lineage: Eukaryota; Fungi; Ascomycota; Sordariomycetes; Hypocreales; Hypocreaceae. Gene Ontology annotation, biological process: intracellular manganese ion homeostasis. The record is from RefSeq and is a predicted model, not a curated record.